AGGAAGCAAAGCUCUUUGGAGUCUUCAUGACAUGGCACUAGCGUGUAGCCAUUCUAUCUAUGGCCGGUCCGGCGGAAAGGUGAGGAUGCGUGCGGCGGAGGCGUCACUGGGUCGCCUGCCUUGCAGGUCUUAUUAUCAUAUUUGAAUCAAUAUAAGACCAUACUCUCGACGUGACUCUUCGAACAUCGGAUUCAGAACUGGAAUCACCUUCGAGUUACUUAUCAGACUCAAAGGACCGUAGUUGGCAAUCGUCCCUACAUCACACUUUCACAUCAACAUGGCGGAUCUACCUCAGAAAUACAAGGCCAUCAUUUACGAUGCGCCGGGCAAGGUUUCAACCAAGGUGGUCGAACUCGAUAUGCCAGAGCCCGGACCUGGAGAGAUCUUGGUCAACAUCUCGCACUCGGGCGUCUGUCAUUCAGAUCUAGGAGUCAUGACCAAUCGAUGGGCAGGACUUCCAUUCCCGACUCAACCUGGACAGGUCGGCGGCCACGAAGGUGUUGGCAAAGUUGUCAAAUUGGGCCCCGGCGCCGAUGCAAGCACGGUGAAACUUGGCGAUCGAGUGGGCAUCAAAUGGAUCGCAUCGACUUGCGACUCAUGUCCUGCGUGUCUUGCGGGCCAUGAUGGAGUCUGCUUCAACCAGAAGGUCUCCGGAUACUACACGCCUGGAACUUUCCAACAAUAUGUCCUUGCUCCUGCACGCUAUGUCACUCCUAUCCCCGACACUCUGCCAUCCGAUAUGGCAGCACCUUUACUUUGCGGUGGUCUCACUGUAGUCGCAGCCCUGAAGAAGAGCAAAGCUCAAGCGGGUGACUGGGUGGUAUUACUAGGCGCUGGCGGUGGUCUAGGUCAUCUGGCGUCACAGAUUGCAUCCAAGGCUUACGGUAUGCGGGUUAUCGGAAUCGAUGCUGGUUCGAAGAGGGACCUGGCGAUCGAGUGUGGCGCAGAAAUCUUCAUUGAUCACACGCAAGGCAAGGCCGAGGAAGAAGUCAUGAAGGCCACAGGCGGGCUUGGAGCGCAGGCCGUCCUUGUGCUGACGGCAGCCAACGCUGCUUAUGGCAGUGGAAUGGGCAUGCUGAAGUUUGGUGGUACUCUUGUGGUCGUGGGUGUCCCUGAAGGGGAACUGAAACCCAUUGCCACAGCCUACCCACAAAUUUUGGUCGCAAAGGCGCAAUCGAUUGUUGGUGUUGCGGUCGGCGACAGGAAGGAGGCCAUUGAGACCUUGAAAUUCGCAGAACGCGGCCUGGUUAAGACGCAUUUCAGAACUUGCAAGAUGGAAGAACUGACCUCGAUCUUCGAGCAGAUGGAUCGUGGAGAGCUGCAAGGAAGAGUGGUGUUAGACCUUAACGCAUGAUUGACAUCGAAUAUAUUCAUGAUGUAUGCGAAGAUGUACACCAGACGUUCAUUUAGACUUGGCCAUCAAGGUGCACAAUGCCUAGUUCCAAACCGGAGUACAUGAACUACGACGUGAUCCCUUCCUG
This is a messenger RNA of Dissoconium aciculare CBS 342.82, 1481 nucleotides long. RefSeq names its product GroES-like protein. The coding region runs from base 278 to 1354 and encodes 358 amino acids. The record is from RefSeq and is a predicted model, not a curated record. NCBI's taxonomy places the organism in Eukaryota, Fungi, Ascomycota, Dothideomycetes, Mycosphaerellales, Dissoconiaceae. Gene Ontology annotation, molecular function: zinc ion binding; oxidoreductase activity. The transcript is spliced from 5 exons.